Linnemannia hyalina is the source of this 291-nucleotide messenger RNA. NCBI's taxonomy places the organism in Eukaryota, Fungi, Mortierellomycota, Mortierellomycetes, Mortierellales, Mortierellaceae. The record is from the annotation of a GenBank genome assembly.
AUGCGUUUCGCUAUCAUCUCCACCCUUGCAACCCUGGUCCUCGCUACCAUCGCACAGGCCGCGCCUUCCGAAAACGCCCGCUGCAGUGGAGGCAGCCUGACGCUCGCCAACGGCGCCAAUCUGGUCUGCAACAGCUGUGUCAUUACCAACGUCUCUGGCCGCACCAAGACCACCACAGGCCCUGAACGUCUCCAGGCACUCAAAGAGUGUGCCCUCAAGCCUCUUUCUACUGGCGAGUGCUAUUAUGUUAAUGGACAUCUUUACUGCCCCUUCCCUUGCUCCAGGUGCUAG